AUGUCUGGAGCCCAGAUGACGUCCAGCAGCUGUUGGGGAGUAAAGAACAGGUUCCCCCUGAGCAGCAGCACUAGUGCAGCCUCAGUCAGAACCAGGAGGACCCACCAGAGCUGCUACACAUUAAAGUGGAGCAGGAGGAUGUCUGGACCAGUCAGGAGGGAGAGCAGCAUCCAGGGCCGCAGGAGACUGAAGCAACCUCAGUCUUCACAGCUUCAUCAGAGCCAAACUGAAGAGAACAGAGAAGCUGAUGGAGAGGACUGUGGAGGACCAAACAGGAACUUUGAUCCAGAGAGUUAUUUACAACCAGAUCAUCACAAGACUUCCCUCUCCUCUGAAUCUGAGACUGAUGGCAGUAGUGACUGGGAGGAGACCAGAGAACCUCAGCCAGCUUUAAACCCUCUGCAAAACAAUGACAUUUUCGCUUCACAGAAACAGAACGCCAAAAAUCAAGCCGAACCUCAUGAUGAGGGUGAGGAGAGUUUCAUUGUUGGAGGACAAGUGGGUUCACAUCAGCGUGGCGACACUGUGGAGAAACCUCACCACUGUGACCAGUGUGGCAAGAGCUUCCCUUUCCCAUCCCAUUUAAAGAGACAUCAGCGGACUCACACUGGAGAAAAGCCUCACCACUGUGACCAGUGUGGCAAGAGCUUCCCUUUCCCAUCCCAUUUAAAGAGACAUCAGCGGACUCACACUGGAGAAAAGCCUCACCACUGUGACCAGUGUGGCAAGAGCUUCCCUUUCCCAUCCCAUUUAAAGAGACAUCAGCGGACUCACACUGGAGAAAAGCCUCACCACUGUGACCAGUGUGGCAAGAGCUUCCCUUUCCCAUCCCAUUUAAAGAGACAUCAGCGGACUCACACUGGAGAAAAGCCUCACCACUGUGACCAGUGUGGCAAGAGCUUCCCUUUCCCAUCCCAUUUAAAGAGACAUCAGCGGACUCACACUGGAGAAAAGCCUCACCACUGUGACCAGUGUGGCAAGAGCUUCCCUUUCCCAUCCCAUUUAAAGAGACAUCAGCGGACUCACACUGGAGAAAAGCCUCACCACUGUGACCAGUGUGGCAAGAGCUUCCCUUUCCCAUCCCAUUUAAAGAGACAUCAGCGGACUCACACUGGAGAAAAGCCUCACCACUGUGACCAGUGUGGCAAGAGCUUCCCUUUCCCAUCCCAUUUAAAGAGACAUCAGCGGACUCACACUGGAGAAAAGCCUCACCACUGUGACCAGUGUGGCAAGAGCUUCCCUUUCCCAUCCCAUUUAAAGAGACAUCAGCGGACUCACACUGGAGAAAAGCCUCACCACUGUGACCAGUGUGGCAAGAGUUUCACUCAAAGAGGCAAUUUAAAGAAACAUCUGCAGACUCACUCUUUCAAAGCGUUCACCUGAACUGUCUUGAUCUCUUGGCUGUUAAAAGAUGACAUGUGAUUUGUAAAAGCUGUCAUGAAUGAGUAUUUUAAUAACACUGAUACACCCGCAACGUCAGCUGUCAAAUGUUAUCGUUGCUUUACUUCCUCUGUCAAUGCUACUGCAGCAAAGAUGCAACAGUAACACAAACACAAGUACAAACUUACUGAAGAGCAAGACAGGAUUGGGGCUUGUAUUUUGUAGUCAUGAACAUGCUAAUGCAGCAGCGAACGUGCAGCCAAAGUUAAAAACCUACUUGCCUUGUUGUUUCUCUGUGGGCUGAGGUCCAACUGCAACUUCACCUAACAUUAUAUGGAGCUGAAUCUGCAGCAUGUCUCCUUGUUCAGUGUUUGUCUGCGAGUACAGACAAAUACAUACAUACAUUAUUCACUCAGAUUUAACCCAGCUUCGUAUUAUUUGAGUGAGUUUCUAUACACAUUCUUGUAGAGGUCACUAAGGUUUAAAAUACCACAGUGAGGUUAAGGUGCCAGAAAGACAACAAAAUCUGACUUAACAUGAGUAACUCUCCAUAUUCAGUCACACUGCAGAAAAUUUACUAACCAGAGUAAUUGUUCCUUAUAUACACUGAUGGAAAACCACAAACACAAAGAAGCCCCAGAGUGCAAUGCUGUCUGCAAGGAAUUACAUUUAUAUAAGACUAAUUGGUUUUGCCUAAUACAUUUAGAGGGAAACAUAGUUGCUACCUGUAUUCAGUUUAGUGGUAGCAUAUUUUUAUGUUUUUGUAUCUCACAUAAUGGAUGGUGGGGACUGCAGGCUGGAGUUCCCGAGUCCCAGAUGGUUAAUAAUCCCAUUGGUAUAACUGGUUUUGCAGGUAUUUGGUCAUAAAAAAGGUUAGAGGAUCACCAGUUACUAAAAUUCAUCUUGAGGGGAAUCCAAUAGUUGUUGAGACAUAUUUCACUAAAAAACACAAAUGUCAAGAUUUUGUGCAAAUACACCUCAUGGCUGUUGAGAUUUGACCGGCACACUGCGUUGCCAUCCAAGCUCUCAUGGCUAAAAAAGACUGUGCAUGUUCUAAUCAUGCAAUAGUUGCUACAAGCAAGCAGCCUAAUUUUUCCUUGUUGUUUUGAUUACUUGAUAUUAUUUUGUUCAAAAACAUAUUUGCUGUUGCAAAUGAGCAGUAUAUGUAUGUAACUUCCAGGAGACUGCUAUGUGUCAUGAAAGGUUGGCAGAUCUGAAUGCAGGACGAAAGUG
Micropterus dolomieu (smallmouth bass) is the source of this 2613-nucleotide messenger RNA. RefSeq names its product zinc finger protein 436-like. Gene Ontology annotation, biological process: regulation of transcription by RNA polymerase II. The coding region runs from base 1 to 1383 and encodes 460 amino acids. NCBI's taxonomy places the organism in Eukaryota, Metazoa, Chordata, Actinopteri, Centrarchiformes, Centrarchidae. The transcript has 4 exons. Gene Ontology annotation, molecular function: RNA polymerase II cis-regulatory region sequence-specific DNA binding; DNA-binding transcription factor activity, RNA polymerase II-specific. Gene Ontology annotation, cellular component: transcription regulator complex; PcG protein complex. The record is from RefSeq and is a predicted model, not a curated record.